CUUGCCGGUCUGGUCUUGUGUCUCUGAACUUCAAUUCAACACGCACUCUCUCUCCUCUCUCUCGCUAUCCCACCAUUACUUUUCUCUUUCUCCUUCAAAAUUUUCACUUCAUUGUUCAUUCCCUCUCACCCCCUUUACUCCUCCAUUGCCCCUUCAGCUUCAACCACUUUUGCUGUGAAAGUUUGCUCUUUUCGGAGUUUUCAGAUAAAUCUAAUGCCUUCCAGUUUGUAGUAAGUGUGCGUGAUUGUACUGUGCUGUCUGUUUAUUCCCUUCCACAAUAAAAGCUGAAACAACAACAAUGUUAGCAUACGAUGCCGCUUUUCUCGAUAAAGAGCUAUCUAAACGCACCUCAAUAUUUGGCCUCCCUCUCUGGGUCGUCGUAGGAAUCGUCGUCGGCGCCGUCAUCGUCCUCGCUCUCUUCCUCCUCUCCCUCUGCCUAACCUCUCGCCGCCACCGGCGCCGCCACAAUCCAAAGAAGAUUUUUGAUCCCACAGAUAGUGGCACUCCUGUUGUAUCGAAGGAAAUCCAGGAGAUCGUCCACCUACGUGGCCCCAACCAGCACCACCCUGCGCCACCGCCGGAGAUCCAUGCUGACAUCGGAAAAUCAGAGCACCGAGUCGUGGUGUUUUCCGAUCGGAUUUCUAGUGGAGAGAGCAGGGGCACGGCCUUGAGUGCUUCCGAGACGACGUCGUCUUUUGGUGGUGGGACUGGGAGUGCCGGGCCAGAAGUCUCGCAUCUUGGGUGGGGUAGAUGGUACACUCUGAGAGAGCUUGAAGUUGCGACUAAUGGGUUUUGUGAAGAAAACGUGGUUGGGGAAGGUGGCUAUGGAAUAGUGUACAAAGGAGCACUCAGUGAUGGUACUCGAGUUGCAGUAAAAAACCUUCUCAAUAAUAAGGGCCAAGCUGAGAAAGAAUUUAAAGUGGAGGUAGAAGCUAUUGGUCGUGUGCGGCACAAGAAUCUUGUUAGGCUGCUCGGAUACUGUGUUGAGGGAGCAUACAGGAUGCUUGUGUAUGAGUAUGUUGACAAUGGCAAUCUAGAACAAUGGCUUCAUGGGGAUGUUGGAGCUGUAAGCCCUCUGACGUGGGAUAUCCGUAUGCACAUUAUACUGGGCACUGCAAAAGGAUUGGCCUAUCUUCAUGAGGGUCUGGAACCAAAGGUUGUUCACCGGGAUGUAAAGUCUAGCAACAUACUCCUAGAUCGCCAAUGGAACUCGAAAGUUUCAGACUUUGGGCUUGCUAAGCUCUUGUGUUCUGAGAAUAGUUAUGUCACAACUCGAGUCAUGGGCACAUUUGGUUAUGUUGCGCCAGAGUAUGCCUGCACUGGAAUGCUGACUGAAAAGAGUGAUAUUUAUAGCUUUGGAAUACUUAUCAUGGAGAUGAUUACUGGGAGAAGUCCUGUCGAUUAUAGCAGACCACAAGGAGAGGUUAAUUUAAUAGAUUGGUUAAAAACCAUGGUUGGAAAUCGAAAAGCCGAGCAAGUAGUCGAUCCUAAACUCCCCGAGAUGCCAUCUUCAAAGGCUCUCAAACGGGCACUGCUGGUUGCUCUUCGAUGCGUGGAUCCUGAUGCAACUAAGAGGCCUAAAAUGGGGCAUAUCAUCCACAUGCUGGAGGCAGAUGACCUACUAUUCCCUGAUCCUCAGGAACGCCGGAUCAGGGGAGAAUCUUCACAUUCCAAUCGUGAUCGUCAAGAGAAGAAGGAAUUGAAUUCAGAUAAAAGAAGUAAUGGAGAAGGGAUCACUGAUCAAAGUGAAGCACAUGAUAGUAGUAGAAGUCAUCAUCAGCCAACUGGUUUAACUGGUUGGACGCUUAUAUUCCUAUCAACCUUAUUAGAGUCCUACAUUUAUAAUCCUAUCAAGCUGGAUUUGGACAAACUGGGAAAAUGGUACGUGCUUGUGUAUAAAUAUAAAAGAAGCAAAGAGGAUUGGAUCAAAAAUGAAACGGCAACUUCAUUGAUGGAGGGUUGUGAGAAAAAUACAAACAGGGCGGCCCGACAAGAACACGUGUGUUGUCUGCAAAUUUUUGUCAGUAGUUGAGGUUUCUUCCCGGUGGAAGCAAGAGGAGGACGGAAAGAUGACAAUCAUUUGAUUAGCGGUUGAGGUUAGAAGCUUAUGAACUUGAAUCUAAAAACUUCAGGUCAAAAACAAUUUCUAUGUGGGGUGGGGGACGCCCCCUAUUUUCGAUGAC
Molecule: messenger RNA, 2183 nt
Organism: Neltuma alba
Lineage: Eukaryota; Viridiplantae; Streptophyta; Magnoliopsida; Fabales; Fabaceae
Product: probable serine/threonine-protein kinase At1g01540
Exons: 8
Coding region: 299-2032 (577 amino acids)
Biological process (GO): protein phosphorylation
Molecular function (GO): protein kinase activity; ATP binding
Source: RefSeq, a predicted model, not a curated record